Toxotes jaculatrix (banded archerfish) is the source of this 3270-nucleotide messenger RNA. It is a transcript of the gene plk4, whose product is annotated as polo-like kinase 4 (Drosophila). The record is from RefSeq and is a predicted model, not a curated record. The transcript has 15 exons. The coding region runs from base 147 to 2948 and encodes 933 amino acids. Gene Ontology annotation, molecular function: protein binding; ATP binding; protein kinase activity. Gene Ontology annotation, biological process: protein phosphorylation. Lineage: Eukaryota; Metazoa; Chordata; Actinopteri; Toxotidae.
AUUCAAAAUGGAAGAAAUGGCAAAGUUUUGGAGGGCAACACAAGAUCAACAUUUAUUCACCCUCUGAGAACUCCUGUACCGACGAUCAAUGCACCGUGCCGAUCGAGGAACAUUAACACAAACCUGCAAGCCGAAAAUCAGACACGAUGAGUGUUUCGAUCGGAGAUAAAAUUGAGGAUUUUAAAGUCCUCACCCUCCUUGGCAAGGGGUCCUUUGCAUGUGUUUACCGGGCAAAAUCAGUGAAGACUGGUCUGGAGGUUGCUAUCAAAACGAUUGACAAAAAAGCAAUGCACAAAGCUGGUAUGGUCCAGCGUGUGACAAACGAGGUGGAGAUUCACUGCCGAUUGAAACAUCCUUCAAUACUUGAGUUGUACAACUACUUUGAGGAUAGCAACUAUGUGUACUUGGUGUUGGAGAUGUGCCACAAUGGAGAGAUGAGUCGUUACCUUAAAGAGCGGAAGAUGUCUUUCUCUGAGGACGAAGCAAGACACUUCAUGCAUCAAAUAGUGAAAGGAAUGCUGUAUUUACACACUCAUGGCAUCUUGCAUCGAGACCUGACCUUGUCCAACCUUUUGCUGACCAGCAACAUGAACAUUAAGAUAGCAGACUUUGGCCUGGCGACUCAGCUCAAACUCCCGAAUGAAAAGCACUUCACCAUGUGUGGAACACCCAACUACAUCUCCCCGGAGGUGGCCACUCGCAGCGCUCAUGGUCUGGAAUCAGAUGUCUGGUCACUGGGGUGCAUGUUCUACGCCUUCCUGAUGGGGCGCCCUCCGUUUGACACAGACACAGUCAAGCACACCUUGUCUAAAGUGGUUCUUGGGGAAUAUGAGAUGCCAAGCCAUGUUUCUCUAGAGGCUCAGGACCUGAUCCAUCAGCUCCUGCAGAAGGACCCUGCCCAGAGGCCCAGCCUCUCUGCAGUGCUGGAUCACCCAUUCAUGACCCAGAGCCUGCUGGUCAGGACCAAGGAGCUGGGGAUGGGGGAUGAAGGAUCCAUGGACAGCGGCAUCGCCACUAUCUCCACAGCCUGCACCUCCUCCGCCUCAGCCAGCAGCAGCACCCGUCUCCAGAGGAGAACCAAGCACAUGAUUGGUUCUGCCCUGCCUAAUCGCAUGACUCCGAUCCCAUGUCUUCCGCGCCAACCCGUCAGCGCCUGUUUUGAGGACGAAGAGCAGUGGCAAAAGCAGGUCCUGCCAGACAGAUUUCACAGAGAGGGCAGGAGCAGGGCGGCUCAUGGUGGAGAGAGCGGACAGCCACAUUCUCGAUACCUGAGGAGGGCUCACUCUUCAGAUCGCUCCGGCUCCUGUGCAUCAGGUCAAGGGUCAAGUCAUGAGCUGGGGAGAUGCCACUCCGAGGAGACUUUGACAGGUGUAGGAAGACCAGUCUUCCCCAUGUCCUCCACUCAGCACCCAUUUUCAGAGCAUGGGAGGCUCCCAUCUCCUCCUGUCAAACAGUCAGCAAAUUCUGGGUAUUCAUUAUCAACGCAGACGGCACAUCCACCAAGCCUGCAGUUUCAAGACCUGGAGGGAGUCACUAAUUGGCUCAAUAAUGAUGGUUCUGGACAGAGGCCUGCAGACAGCAGCACACACAGCAGCAGUAGCAGCUUCCACAGCAGCAGAGGACCUUUAGGGGCUCACAAUUCCUGGACAGACAAACCUGUGGGCCGAGGUGUGAAUCCUCACCACAACCAGCACCACCUGCACCACCAGCUUUCCUCCAACCCUGACUCAUACAGGGAGAACAUACCUGGAGCAGAGUUCCAGCUUCCUCACGGCAGGGAGUUAAAGCUCUCUUCAGCCAAACCCAGCACAGAUAAGGAGAAGAAAACACUCAGAGACGUAGUCCCGCCUCUGUGCGCAUCCAGACUGAAGCCUAUCAGACAGAAGACCAAAAAUGCCGUUGUGAGCAUCCAGGACACAGGUGAAGUGUGUAUGGAGUUGUUAAAAUGCCACAGCGGUCAAGAGAGAGUCAAAGAAGUUCUUCGGAUUUCUUGUGAUGGUUCAAUGGUGACGAUAUACCAGCCUAAUGAUGGAAAGGGCUUUCCUGUGCUGGACUGCCCUCCCGCUCCUCCGGAAGAUAUUCUCAUUUGCAGCUAUGAGGACCUUCCAGAAAAAUACUGGAAGAAAUACCAAUACGCAUCCAAGUUUGUGCAGCUUGUGAAAUCCAAGACUCCUAAAGUGACCCUUUACACCAAGUAUGCUAAGGUCAUGCUGAUGGAGAACUCUCCCAAUGCAGACCUGGAGGUUUGCUUUUAUGAUGGAGCAAAGACCCACAAAACGUCAGAGCUGGUGCGAGUGGUGGAGAAGAGCGGGAAGUCGUACACGGUCAAGGGGGAGGUGGGGCUGAGCGGCCUGAGCCCAGAGAGCAGGCUGUAUGUGGAGCUGUCCGAUGAGGGCCACAGCAUGUGUCUGUCGCUCGAGGCCGCCAUCACAGCAGAGGAGCAGCGCAGCGCCAAGAACGUGCCUUUCUUCCCCAUAACUAUUGGCAGGAGACCUGCCAACCCAGACUUGCCGGGCUUGUCGUCCCUGCCCUCCCACCCGUUGCCUCCUGAUACAGCUUCGCCUCCUCAGCCUCCACAGAUCACUCCUUCAAUGAUCUCCUACGAUGGGUCUGAUUUCACCACAGCCAGCCUGAGUAAGAAAAGCUCCCCGGUGCGACAGGACCUGGUACAAAGCACAGGAAAAGUGGUAAAGUCAAUAUUUGUGCCCAACGUUGGAUGGGCAUCACAGCUUACGAAUGGAGAGGUGUGGGUGCAGUUCAACGACGGGUCUCAGCUGGUGGUUCAGGCUGGAGUUUCCUGCAUCACCUACACAUCUCCAGAGGGGAAGAUCACCAGGUAUAAGGAGAACGAAAAGUUGCCAGACCACGUCAAGGAGAAGCUUCACUGUCUCUCCACCAUCCUCGGGCUGUUGGCGAACCCAACAGCACAUCACCUACAACCUCAGUAACAUUUGCUGGUUAAAACAAACAAACAAACAAACACAGCCCAACAUAACAGAGGCCUGGCAGGGAACUGAAGUAGCAUUAGAAACCUUUACUGUCUUUUGUCUGGUGUUGUUGUAAAUAUACUUUUGUCCUUGUUUUUUUUUUUACAUGUACAGAAGACUAAGAUUAUGAAAAGAUAUAUUUUUAUUUUAAUAAGAAAACGUUUUGUAUAGAGUCAAUUGGCCUACUUAAAAUGUUUAUAUUUGUCUGUCUUUUUUUUACUGUCUCCAAUUCUAUGAAAUGUUUGAUUCAUAAAUGCUGAAGCAAUAAACAUCUGGAGGCUGG